Gracilinanus agilis (Agile Gracile Mouse Opossum) is the source of this 549-nucleotide messenger RNA. RefSeq names its product protein phosphatase 1 regulatory subunit 17 (gene PPP1R17). The transcript has 3 exons. Gene Ontology annotation, molecular function: protein phosphatase inhibitor activity. The record is from RefSeq and is a predicted model, not a curated record. The coding region runs from base 1 to 549 and encodes 182 amino acids. NCBI's taxonomy places the organism in Eukaryota, Metazoa, Chordata, Mammalia, Didelphimorphia, Didelphidae. Gene Ontology annotation, biological process: regulation of phosphatase activity.
AUGAUGUCCACUGAGCGGAUCCAGUCACGCAAACUCCCAGAAGACAGAUUGGACAAGCGAGACACACACAGCAACCACUUGGAUGACAUUUCUGAGCAGUUUAUUAUGAGUUGUGAUAUUAAAAAACAGCCAAGGAAGGGAAAAACCAUUCAAGGCGCCCUGAACCCUGACUCAGAGCAAAAAAAGCCACGGAGAAAAGAUGCACAUGCACUACAUAUUCCUCCUUUUAUGACAGGUGUUCUUUCAGAGCAUUUGACAAAAAGAUGCGACAUCAACGAGAACCCACCGAAGGGCAAACUGAGUCCAGCUUUUCAUAGCAGUGACCUGGAGCAGAAAAAGCCAAGGAGAAAGGACACACCUGCUCUACACAUGUCGCCUUUUGCAGCAGGUAAAAGAGCUGGGGCAGAGGAUUGGGAAGGCCACAACCACCACCUUGCCAACAGCCUGGCCAUCUGGAGGGGCCAGAGACACAGCCUUCACCUGGGGUCACCGGGGUACAGGGCAGAGCUGAUGCUGAUCGUGGGCUUCCCACUCCUUGCUUAUUUGUGA